UGAGACUUCCUGUUUGUAUUUAGCCUGUACGUAGUAGUCUUCCUACGGAACUAUAGAUAUUGCUGAACUCCCGAAUAAUCUGACGUAAUUACAUUAGGCAAUCAGCAGAUUACCAUAUUAACACACUUUUCCGCUCACAGGGUUCUUGCUUUCUCACUUGUCUCGAGGCGCGCAGUAGCCGCUUGUUUGAAGCCUUAGCCCCGUAUCCGCUUUUCACGUCAAGAUGGGUUUCGUCCCAGAAGGCCCGUCUGACUCCACGCCGCUCAAGCCGGGGACAGAAUCGUCGUCCGACGCUCGCACGCACAGCAGCAACGCAGAUGCAGCAGCGAGCAGCAACCCUCCGGCUGCCGGCCAAUCGACGUAUCAGCCAGGCCAGCACCAUUCGAGCUACCCCCACCACGCCCACGGGCCCUAUCCUCCCCAGUUUCCGCCUCCCCCGGGCUGCCCUACCCCUGUGAUCGUCGUGUCGCAUGGCGCGAGCGGAGGCGAAUUCCCCGUAUUCUCCCCCGUCCCCAUCCCCGGGCUCUACAUGCUUCCGCCAAGAGUUCCCCCCUCAGCGGAUCAAGUCAUUCUCGGCUACGAGACCUGCCGGCCUCCCACGGGUUGCUUCGAGACGCAGACGCUGAGUCCGCUGGGGUGGCUGGCAGUGGUGAUCGCCUUGGUCACAUGCUGGCCGUUCGCCUGCGUGCCGUGCUUCAUUCCGCAGUUCCACGAGAGGUGCCAGCGCCCCGUGUUCGGCUAUCCGCCACCAGCGCCAGCGCCAGGCUUCCCCAUGCCUCCGUCUUAGCGACCAUUUGGCACGUGCAGAUUGGCUGCAUGCUGCAGGUUGCCCCCCCCCCUCUUUGCACCAGCUGCAAGCUUCAUGCAGCAAAUGAGGCAGCAUGCGCCAGCUGGUUGUGCUGCUGUAAGGGUACGGUAGUAGAAUAGAACAGAGACUGACUAGAAUGGAUUGUUUUGGUUCUGUAAAGCAAUGUUGUAGAGGUAGGAUGCAAAUCUAGAUUAGUGUACAAGCAGUUUGAUAAAAACAAACCUAUGGGUGGAACAUGGCAAAACAUAGACUAUCUGUAAGGAGUCUAACAUUGGCUAUCAGUGGCUGCUGUUGCUCAGCUAAUGCAUGUC
Closterium sp. NIES-67 is the source of this 1119-nucleotide messenger RNA. The record is from the annotation of a GenBank genome assembly. NCBI's taxonomy places the organism in Eukaryota, Viridiplantae, Streptophyta, Zygnematophyceae, Desmidiales, Closteriaceae.